UGUCCAUCCACCCAACGCUUAACACCGCUGAUUCAACUAGAGCCCUUCCCCAACACGGAAUCACUGUGGAGACGGUGCGUGCGAAGAAAUAGUAUACCCUUCUAGUUCUGGAGCGUGCCCGCAAUCGCUAUGCGCCGAGGGCCUAACCGCGAGCGGCUACGGGCACGUCAAGCCUGCCGUAACUGCAGAAAGAAAAAGACACGAUGUCCUUCGGAAAGACCUGCCUGCUCAAGCUGUGUCCGGCUGAAGAAACCCUGCAUUUAUGAUAAGCCACAACCACCGGACCGAUUGGCCGAUCUCGAGAAGAAGGUGGACCUCUUGAUGGGUGACAGAGAGCAGCGAUGUGCCUCCGACUACCAAGACGAAGAGCUGGGUUCCCUGUCAUCCUCGGACUCACCCAAAGCUUCUUCCACCUUGCAGACAAGUACAAAUACUGAAGCAUUGAGAGACCAUCGCUCCUCACAUGAUCCCAAGCAACCAGCCCAGCAAUUUAUCAACUCUCAACCCGAUUUUCAUCUACCAAAGCUAGAUAUUACUGAAUCUACCAUUUCAAAUAGCCUUGAUCUUUACUUUGAGCGUUUCCACCGGCAGCCGAUAUGGUGUUUUGAUCGCCAGGACCUAGGAAACAUCAUUAGCUUGCCCAGUGAGCUUGUUUACAGUAUCCUACAGCUCACUGCGCGAUUCUCAAUGGAGAGUAGUUUACCUAACUACGGUAAAUAUGCUAGGUGGUCUAUUAUGUUCCGCCUCGCAAAUGAGACAACUAAGCUCGAAACUAUUGAAAGCACCUGCUUGCUUGCGUGCUCUGCAUUUAUAGAUGGUGAUAUACAUAAUGGGCAAUUCUACCUUGGCCUUGGUUUGCAACUGUGCCGGUCUACAAAGUUAGAUAGUCCAAUGCAACUGAACGAGGAUCCUGCCAGUGAGCGAAAGAAAAGGCUUAUAUGGAGCAUUCAAGCUCUGGAACAGUUCUAUAGUGAAGAGCAUGGGAUGUUUAAGACAGUACCGGAUAUUUGGCGUCCAUACUACCUUUCUGACGCCAAAGACACAGAAUUCCCGAGAGAUAGCACUGCUGCUACAGAGUCAGAAAUUGGCAUUUGGAGUCUCUCAAUCCACUUUGGAUGGGUUUGGAGUCGAGUCAGAGUAUAUAUUUCUGAUUGUUCUAGGAACAAGCUAAUGGAGCCUUGGCGUAUAGACUCAGCCUAUUCUAAAGUGCUUGCUGAUUUAACAGAUAUUGAAAACAAAGCACCCUUGAGUCAUCGAUAUAACAUUGUAAGAUUUUAUGAGCGUCAACCAGAUGAAGUGAAGCGGAACAGAGACUAUUGGAUGCCAUGGCUCAAGAUGCAAUUUAUUUGGCAUUCAAUAUUAACAGUGAUGAACCAUCCAUUUUUAUACAUUACUGCGUCCCAAUGUUAUCAUGAUCUAGCAAUUCCUAAUACUUUUUGGCGCAAAUCCUCAGAGCUAGUGCUGCUACAUGCUACGUGGAUCGUUCGCACUAUUGACAUGAUUUACGAAAAACAGAUCAAAAUAUAUGAUCCUUUUCUAGCGCAUGCAGCCGCUAUCGCAGCCACUGUACAUCUCUAUUUUUCUUGCGCUACUGAUGCCCGGCUGAGUCAAAAGUCCAGAACAGACUUUGCAAAAUGUCAAAGGUUUCUGGAAAGCUUUUCUGUGUUUUCGCCUGCCUGUAAGACAUUGGCUCUGUCACUGGACAGAUUGGCUCGGAUUGCGUUGGACAAUAGAGGUUGGGAGAGGACGCCGUCUAGAAUCCAACUCAGUGUCCCCUUGAUGUGGGCAGUUCUACAAUUCUCCACUUCCAGCUCCGAGCCUGUGUCCUCGCUUUCAAGCCCUUCAGUAGCCUCGCUCAUUCCUAGUGAUGCUAGGGAGGUGCAACCAGAUUCGACCCUUGAGAUCAGCACUACAGACACCCCACCGUCGGUCAUCGUAGACCCAACUCUCGGGCACGAUGCAAGAUUGCCGGCAUACAAAGCCAACUCAACGCCACAGGCACCUCCCAAUGGUAAUGUUAUUCGACAUAACAUUUUUCCACCGACUCCGAACUUGUUCAAUACUUCGUGGACUUGGGCAGACCUCGCCGAAACUCCUCAAUUUGGGGACACUGAUGGCUUCCUUCCGGAAUCCAGCGUUAGGAACACUUCAGAAGGCUUCUCUACGUGGUGGAAUCUCGGAAAUCUAUAAAUUUUAUGUGGGAUAGUAUCUCCCAAUUGCUUCAAAUCUGCUGUCAACUAUCUCUUG
This is a messenger RNA of Aspergillus caelatus, 2247 nucleotides long. RefSeq lists its product as uncharacterized. Lineage: Eukaryota; Fungi; Ascomycota; Eurotiomycetes; Eurotiales; Aspergillaceae. The record is from RefSeq and is a predicted model, not a curated record. Gene Ontology annotation, cellular component: nucleus. The transcript is spliced from 5 exons. Gene Ontology annotation, molecular function: zinc ion binding; DNA-binding transcription factor activity, RNA polymerase II-specific. Bases 130 to 2190 code for a protein of 686 amino acids. Gene Ontology annotation, biological process: regulation of DNA-templated transcription.